This is a messenger RNA of Camarhynchus parvulus, 1218 nucleotides long. RefSeq names its product 3-beta-hydroxysteroid-Delta(8),Delta(7)-isomerase-like. Bases 65 to 757 code for a protein of 230 amino acids. Gene Ontology annotation, cellular component: endoplasmic reticulum; membrane. NCBI's taxonomy places the organism in Eukaryota, Metazoa, Chordata, Aves, Passeriformes, Thraupidae. Gene Ontology annotation, biological process: cholesterol biosynthetic process. The transcript has 5 exons. Gene Ontology annotation, molecular function: cholestenol delta-isomerase activity; C-8 sterol isomerase activity; steroid Delta-isomerase activity. The record is from RefSeq and is a predicted model, not a curated record.
GCGGCGGGCGCGGGAGCGGCGCGGGAGCGGGAGUGGCGCGGGAGCGGCUGAGGGCACUGUUGCCAUGGAGACGAGCGCGCACCCCUAUUGGCCGCGCGCGCUGGCGUUGCCGGGUUACGUGGCGGGCGCGCGGCCCGGCUGGCAGUGCGCAGGCGCGGUGGCGGCGGCGGCGGCGGCGCUGUUCGCGCUGGGCUGGGCCCUGGGCGGGGCCGGGGGCGGGGCCAAGGGCGGUGCGAGGGGCGUGGCCAAGAGAAGCCCCGCCCGCCGGCUGGUCCUGGGCUGGUUCCUGCUCUGUACCGGCAUCCACGGGGUCCUGGAAGGAUAUUUCAGCCUCCGGCACCGGGAGCUGCCCGCCGACACCGGGCUGCUGGCCGACGUCUGGAAGGAAUACGCCAAGGCCGACAGCCGCUACAUGACGAGCGAUGACUUCACAGUUGCCAUGGAGACGGUGACAGCCUGGGCCUGGGGUCCCCUGAGCUUCCUCACCUUCCUCGCCCUCCUGCGGCAGCACCCGGCCCGCUACAUCCUGCAGCUCGUGGUGUCCCUGGGCCAGCUGUACGGUGACAUCCUGUACUUCGCCACGGAGGCGCGGGCGGGCUGGGCUCACAGCGACCCCCACCCCUUUUAUUUCUGGGGUUACUUCGUGGGGCUCAACGGGCUCUGGGUGCUCGUGCCCGCGCUGCUGCUGCUGGACGCCGGCCGGGAGCUGGCGCGGGCCCAGCGCGGCCACGACCGGCCCCGCCACAAGGCACAUUGAGGGGGGGAGACCCCCCAGAGACCCCCGGGACCCUCCCAUGGACUGAGAGAGCCCCCCAAAGACUGAGAAACCCCCCAUGACCGGCCCCACCACAUUGAGGUGGGGGAACACCCAGAGACCCCUCCCGGGGGGAGGGACCCCCCCAAACCUCAGAUCCCCCCUCCCACCCCCAGCCCGAGGGACCCCCCACCCCUCAAGGGAGGGUUCAGCACUGAGAGGGUCCUGGAGGGGAAUUUUGGGACCCCACCCCCCAAGUGAGGGUUCAGAUUCUGGAGGGGAAUUUGGGGACCCCCCCAAAAGCUCAGGGAGAGCAGCUGGAGCCCCCCCGUGUUCCCCAGGGGGGUCACAGCCUCGUUUUUGGGGAUUCCCUUCCCGUUGUUGGGGGUCACCCUCUCGUUUUUGGGGUUGUGCCGUGGGAACGUUCCUUAUUCCUGGGGGGUGGGGAUGGAUUUUAAUAAAGG